Messenger RNA from Eptesicus fuscus (big brown bat), 1747 nucleotides. RefSeq names its product E74 like ETS transcription factor 3 (gene ELF3). Gene Ontology annotation, molecular function: DNA-binding transcription factor activity, RNA polymerase II-specific; sequence-specific DNA binding. The record is from RefSeq and is a predicted model, not a curated record. Bases 40 to 1182 code for a protein of 380 amino acids. The transcript has 8 exons. Gene Ontology annotation, cellular component: nucleus. Gene Ontology annotation, biological process: cell differentiation; regulation of transcription by RNA polymerase II. NCBI's taxonomy places the organism in Eukaryota, Metazoa, Chordata, Mammalia, Chiroptera, Vespertilionidae.
CCGGACCCCCUUCACCUGCCCCCUCUGCCCAGGAGCCCCAUGGCCGCCGCCUGUGAGAUCAGCAACGUCUUCAGCAACUACUUCAGCGCCAUGUACAGCCCCGAGGACCCCGCGCCGGCCCCGGCCCCGGCCCCCCCGACCGCCGCCGCCGCCGCCGCCUUCGGGGCCGACGACCUCGUGCUGCCCCUGAGCACCCCCCAGAUGCCGCCCGGGGGCCCAGAGAAGGCCAGCUGGUCGCGGGAGCAGCCCCAGUUCUGGUCGAAGGCCCAGGUGCUCGACUGGAUCAGCUUCCAGGUGGAGAAGCACAAGUUUGACGCCAGCACCAUCGACUUCUCGCGCUGCGACAUGGACGGGGCGGCGCUCUGCAGCUGCGCGCCCGAGGAGCUGCGGCGGGUCUUCGGGCCGCUGGGGGACCAGCUCUACGCCCAGCUGUGGGACCUCACGUCCAGCUUCCCGGACGAGCUCAGCUGGAUCAUGGACCUCCUGGAGCAGGACAGCACCUCGUUCCAGGAGACGCUGGGGGACCCCGGCCCCUUUGACCAGGGCAGCCCCUUCGGGCCGGAGACGCCGGAGGACGGCCUGCAGCCCAGCCCCUACCACGCGGGCGGCUUCGGCGCGGGGGCCCCCUCCCCGGGCAGCUCGGACGGCUCCACCGGCUCCCCCGCAGGGACUGGUGCCUCUGGGUGCUCCCACUCCUCCGACUCGGGGGGCAGCGACAUGGACCUGGACCCCAGGGACAGCAAGCUCUUCUCCAGGGCCGACUUCCCCGACGACAAGAAGGGGGACCCCAAGCACGGGAAGCGGAAGCGGGGCCGGCCCCGGAAGCUGAGCAGGGACGCCCGGGACGGCGCCGAGGGCCGGAAGAGCAAGCACGCCCCCAGAGGCACCCACCUGUGGGAGUUCAUCCGGGACAUCCUCCUCCACCCGGAGCGGCACGAGGGCCUGAUGAAGUGGGAGAACCGGCAGGAGGGCGUGUUCAAGUUCCUGCGCUCCGAGGCCGUGGCCCAGCUGUGGGGCCAGAAGAAGAAGAACAGCAGCAUGACCUACGAGAAGCUGAGCCGGGCCAUGAGGUACUACUACAAGCGGGAGAUCCUGGAGCGCGUGGACGGCCGCCGCCUCGUCUACAAGUUCGGCAGGAACUCCAGCGGCUGGAAGGAGGAGGAGGUCGGGAGUCGGGACUGAGGGUCCGAGUGGACCCGCGUCAGACGCGUGGACUCGAGGCCGUGGCCCCGAUCCAUGGGCCGACGGGAGGACUGUUCUGUGGGGGAAGCAGAGGCCUGGGCCUCCUCGCCGCCGCCUCGUGGAGUUACAAGCUCUGGGUGUGAAGUGACUUGUUUCGGUGACAAUUUGCACGUGUGGCCUCUACGGGGCCUCCGGACGCCUGGUCCGGACCAGCUGCCGACACCACCUUCCUCCUGCCGGUGCCGGACGGAGGCCGGGAGGCGGGGAGGUCCGGGGCGCCGGGAACCAGGGGACGGGGCCGGCACUCCGCCCCGGACCGGCCCGCCUCCCUCCCAGUGCGUGGGCUCCGCGGGCGGGGGUCAGAGCACGCCCUAAUUUAUGUGCCUUAGAUGUGCCAGGUGUACAGACAGGUCUAUUUUUUCUAAGACGUCCCCCUGACCGCUCUCGGCCCUGGGCUGGGCCAGCAGGGGGGCGGGGGUGCCUGACGCUCAGGAUGGUCCGGCUCCCGGCUCCUGAGCGGGGCACAGAGAACCCCCCAAUAAAGUGCCUUCUGAGCUUUUUGUAA